UUGACAUGUGGGACUGACUAGUUGCGUCACUCGUCUGGAGAACGUUGAUCCUUACGCGUGGCGGUGGAAGUGUAAUGUACAUUGUCGUCGGCUUGUCAAAUAUUGAAGGGAGGGUGUGUUCGUCAUUUACCUGGGCUAACAUUAUUGUUUCUUGAAACUACUUUACUAAAGAAGAGGACAUAGAUACAAUAAAUAAUAAUUUACAGCUGUAUUAACGCUGGCUACUAUUCUGGAGAAAGCAGAGUCCGGAUUAAAGGUAUGCUUGUGAAGGGGGAGUCGUGAACUAGUACUGUUUUUUUUUCUCGUUCGGGAAAACCUAUCCUAUUUCCUGUAUGAUGAUGUUUGGCCUUCAAUUGAAACAGGAUGCUAAGAAGGCUCUGAGUCGGGGCUCCAAGAUGAGUGUGACGUCAUGGUUCCUGGUCAGCAGCUCAGGCACAAGACACCGGUUGCCACCGGAGAUGAUCUUUGUGGGCCGGGAGGAGUGCGAACUCAUGCUGCAGUCGCGCAGUGUGGACAAGCAGCAUGCUGUCGUCAACUACGACCCAGCCACAGACGAACACAUGGUGAAGGACCUGGGCAGCCUGAACGGGACUUUUGUGAAUGAUCUGAGAAUCCCAGACCAGACUUACAUCACCCUGAAGCUCGCUGAUGUCAUCCGCUUUGGAUAUGAUUCUCAUGUGUACAUCCUGGAGAGGAGUCAACACAAGGUGCCAGAGGAGGCUCUCAAACAUGAGAAGUACACCAGCCAGCUGCAGAUGAGUAUGAAGGCCCUGGAAGCCAGGAAGAGGGAGAAAGAGAGGCAGCAUGCUGAAGAGAGAACCAGAGACUCAUUUCGCUCCAAACAGGAGAAAGCCGAGGGUAAAGCUGCCCUCGCAGCAGUGGCCAGCGAGGCUCCAGUGUCCAGACCCACUCCUCUGUAUGGGCAGCCGUCGUGGUGGGGGGAGGAUGAUGCUGAACACGGUGAAGGACAGCAGCCAGACGAGGACCCUGCAGAGAAUACUAACGAGAGCUACAGACAGGAGGUCAAUGGCUCCCUGCCAGACAGCCAGGCCAGGCCCAUCUACUCGCACCACAGGGAGCCCAGCUACUUUGAGAUCCCCACCAAGGAGUUCCAGCAGCGGGAGCUCCAGGAGGUUCCCACUAAGGACACUGACCCCCCUGCUGUCCCUGUUCUCCCCCCAGCCCCCACCCCCACACCCCCUGUGGUGCAGAGCCACGCCUCCUUCACCAUCGAGUUUGAUGAAUGCAUGCCGGGUAAAAUCAAGAUCAAAGACCAUGUGACCAAGUUCUCCUUCCGCCAGCAACGCAAGCUCCUGAGUAAGGAGGCGGUCACCGCACCCACGGAGGUGAUGUCAGCAGAGAGCAAGGUGGCUGAUUGGCUGGACCAAAGCGAUGUGCGCUUGAUGCAGAGGUGGUCUCGGACAGAGGACAUUUUCAGCACCAACAGUGACCUGCCCAUCUACAACAAGGCUUCUACAGGCCAUCACCAUGAGGAUGGGACUCGGGGCAACUCUGAGGAUUCUGUUGUGAACGGGAAGCAGAUUAUCCAGUCAAAGCCCCCUAGACCCUUCACACCCCCUGACUCAGAGGACCUUCUGUCCAGCUCCCCUCCAGAGACUCACUCCCCUCCUCAGAGCCAGGGCAAAGAAGACCCCCAGCAGGCCUUCGUCAUCGAGUUCUUUGAUGACAAUCCACGCAAGAAGCGUUCACAGACCUUCACCAACAACACAGUCCAGCCCGACAGCCCGGCCCUUAGGAACAAGCUGGAGAAGAAGUUGAGCCCCAGCUCCCCCACCCAGCAGUAUACCAUACCCCUGAAGGGCCCGGGCUCUGGAGGCCCCCAGAGGGCCGGCUCCCUGAGGCGGGAGAAGACAGAGGAUCGGAUCAAUACUAGCUUCUCUUCCCAAUCCUCCUCCAUACAGCCCAGGCCCUUUAGAAGUGUGGGCCGGAGGUCUAAACUGGCCCAGGACUUCACUGCUGAGUUCCUGAGGGAGUCCAGACGGGAGACUAGACCGAGCAUGAACACAACCUGGGAGAGGAAGACUUCACCUGUGUCUCCUACCAUCAGCCCACCACCAACAGAAAUGGCAGCAGUGCCCAACUCCCACCAUACCCAACCAAGCCCCCCUCAGCCCCCUGUCACAUAUCUGACUCAGACCUCCACCGUCAACCAGCCUGUGUCCCUGAAAGCCCCUCUAAUAUCCCUGGUCAACCACACCCUGGAGGCCGCACGGAGCCUGGAGGCCGCACGGAGCCUGGAGGCCGCACGGAGCCUGGAGGCCGCACGGAGCCUGGAGGCCGCACGGAGCCUGGAGGCCGCACGGAGCCUGGAGGCCGCACAGAGCCUGGAGGCCGCACGGACCCAUGAGGUUAGAAGCCCCAGAAACUUGGGGAAUGAGGAGGACGAUGCCUUGAGUGAAGCAGGCACCUACACCAUCGAGACAGAGGUCCAGGAUGAAGAGGUGGUGGAGGCACGCAGCAAGAUAGACCAGGUGUUUGGGGUUGUUGAGGGGCCAGAGCAGCCCAGCCACGCUGCAGCAGCAGCAUAUAAGCCUGUUAAGGCUCAGGACAGGGAGGAGCGUAGGGAGAGUAGCUCUGUGGAUCUAAGGCCAGCUCCAGGGCAGGGACAGAAUCAGCUGCAGGUGUCUGGUGGUUCUAAGUGGGUGUCUCGCUGGGCCAGCCUGGCAGACAGCUACACAGACUCUGGCCCCUCCUCAGGCCUCUUCGACAUCCCCUCACAGAUUGAGCUGUCAGGAGGAGUUGGUGGGAGGACCGGCUAUCAGGCGAUGCUCAGUCGCAACGUCAAAAGUGUGGAAUCAGAAGGCCAGAGUUCCAGAACACGGCGGAUUCUGCCUCAGGCACCGUUAGUGGAGAAGAAUGAGACUCCAACUCCCAGCAUUCUUGUCCAUCAGGACACUUACUCUACCUAUGAUGUCAGAGAGAAGAGCUCCAGAGCCCUCUGUCCACAGGAGGGACUCCACAACCUGUCUGUACAGGAUGACCUAGACCCAGACAGCCUGAGUGAUGCCAGUAAGUCAGACGACGGCUCCAUCGUAGAACAGAGGACGACGCCCACACCAGAUAUGACAGACAAGAGUUCAUCUCCGAGCAGAGAAGAGGAGAGGCCCAGACUCACACCCAAGUCUACAUCAUUCUACAUUGACUCUGACGAGCGGGGAUCCAGACCCAAUACGCCCAGGACUGAGAGAAAACUACCACCUCCUCCUAAUACACCACAGUUCUCCACAGCCACCCUGACCAAACAACGGGGUGGACAGGACUCACAGAAGACUGUGAAGCCCAACUCGUCAGCUCCCAAGCUGGACUACCAGGGUAGAGUCAGCCCCCAGCCCAAGGAUAUCUCAGUGUCUCUGGUCAGGCAGGAGAGCUUCACUAAGGACCAGCCAAGUGAUGCUGCACAGGUCACCAGACUCCCCCACAUCUCCAGCCAGCCUGCUCAGAAUGACCCAGACCCUGCUGAGGUGUUCCAAGGUAUCUGCAGCCAGGACACCCACUCCUACCUCAAGGAGACUGAGGACGCUCUGGCUGCCCUGGAGGCCAAGCUCCAGGCCCAGACUGAUGUAGUUCCCUGCCCCAUAGAUGACACACUGUCUGGGGAGUCUGACAUGGACUCAGCCAGCACUGCCAGCCAGCGCAGCAACCAGACUACACCCAAGACCAGAUCUAAGAAGCCCUCUAUCACCUGUGGCCUUCAGAGGGAGAGGUCCUCUGCCAGCUCCUUCACCCAGGAGCCCAGUCGCCAGCCGUCAGCCCAUAAUCGCCUGUCAGAAAAGCAGCGAUCUCAGGGAGAAGAUAGCAGAGAUAGUAAGCCUGAACCAGGCAGGAGGCUAGGGAUGAGACGCAGUGUGAGCAAACAUGGCUCCAUGGACCUUAGCGAUGACCCCCAGGGCUCCAGCUUACCCUACUGGCCUGAUACCAUUUCCUCAGACCAGGAGGGCUACCGGCCCACUGCACGCAAGAAGUACACCACCCCCCUGCAGAAGGAGGAGUCUUCUAAGUCCUCCAAAGUGUCCCAGGCCCUGAGCCGCUCCAACAGCAUGUAUGCCCCAAGGCCUACUAGAGCCUCCAUGCUUCGUCGGGCUCGCCUGGGCGAGGCGUCCGACAACGAGGGCACAGAGACGGACAGGAUCUCCCAGGAGGCCAGUGGGACCACCAAGGCCUCCCAGGACAGUAAGAAGCAGCUCUCCAGGCUGGACAUGCUGGCUCUGCCCCGGAAGAGGACCAGCUCCUUCACCACUCCCAGUGAUACAGAGUCCUCCGCACCCAGGACAGGCUUCUCCAACCGCAGCACAGAGUCCAACAGCGGCUCUGGGCGUAAAGCCUCCGUCGCCAGACCCAGCUCUAAGCCUGUGCUAGGCAGGGCCUCUGGAGCUCCCUGCAAGCCCAUCACCCGCGGCCGCUCCAGCAGUGCCAAAUACACCAGCAGCACAGCCAGCUCCAGACGACGGCAGAAAGGCUCUGACUAUACCUCCACCUCGGAGGAGGAGUAUGACUCUGGUAACCAGAUCACCCCUAAACACAAACGCUCCCAGACCCCCUCAGCCUCCCGCUCCCAGCCCCUCAUCCCCCCGCGCCCCAAAGCCCGCUCAAGAGACUCGGACCAGGAGAGUCACGAGGGAGACGCCUACCAGAACUGGUCCUCCCACAGUGCUGAGAUAGCGAAACUGAGUCAGGACCUGGCUAAAGAUCUGGCCAUCCUGGCCAGGGAGAUCCAUGACGUGGCUGGUGAUACUGAUCCUCAGAGCUCUUCUGGAGUGGAGGCCAACACACCUGCCUCUACCAUGACCAUCCAGGACGAGUUGGUCCAUCCUAUUCCUGAGGCUGGUGUGAACUACCAGAGAGCUCCCCCUGGUUCACCUGCUGCCGGGGACCCCGACCAGACCAUGAUGAAUGAGCAGGAACACAACUCUAAGCACAGAGGAUGGAACCAGGAAGAGGUUGUUGUUGAUGACCUUAUGCUGAAUCCAGUGUCCCAGAUCUCUCUGGCUAUUCGAGAAAACACAGAGCAACUAGCUGAGAAAAUAAAGGUACUAUUCCAUAACAAACAGGACAUUUGGGAGGAGAUUGAAGCAAAGAUCAAUGCUGAAAAUGACAUCCCUGUCCUGAAAGGCUCAAACAAGGAAAUCACAUCUAUUCUCAAAGAGCUCAGAAGAGUUCAGAGACAACUUGAAGUCAUCAACACCAUCAUUGAACCCAGUGGGAACCUUGAGCCAGCCAAAACCUCCACUCCUACCUCCCCCUCCUCAGCCAGUGUAAGGCCAUCCAGGGCCCCUUCGAGAGACUGGAGAUCAUUAGGUUCCCAGCGGGGUGAGGGUGGGGUCUCCUCUUCCAGCUCCAAGUCCAGUGAGAGUGUCAGGAGAUCAGCUAUGGCCUCAGAGGCAGAGAGCUAUGUGGUCUGAGGUUCUGGAACACAGUGCCGCCUCUUCACUGCUGCGCCACAAUCCCAGGUGUUGAGAGAGUGGAUUUGAGAGGGGGAAAUGGGUACUGCUAGAGACAACUGUGGCACCACUGCACGAUGACACUACUGCACUGUGUGUACACUACUAGAGAACUGAAAUGCGUAUUGAACUGCCAUUGUGUGAGAAGGAGAUUGUAGAAGACACACUAAAUUCAUGCAUUGGUUAGUUCAGCUGAGGGAAAACCCCUUUAAGGCAAGGCCAUUAUUGUGCCAUAUACAGUGCAUUUGUAAAGUAUUCAGACCCCUUGACUUUUUCCACAUUUUCUUACCUUCCAGCCUUAUUCUACAAUGUAUUACAUAGUUUUUUCCCCCUCAUAAAUGUACACACAAUACCUCAU
Molecule: messenger RNA, 5817 nt
Organism: Oncorhynchus gorbuscha (pink salmon)
Lineage: Eukaryota; Metazoa; Chordata; Actinopteri; Salmoniformes; Salmonidae
Product: centrosomal protein of 170 kDa protein B-like
Exons: 19
Coding region: 333-5420 (1695 amino acids)
Molecular function (GO): protein binding
Source: RefSeq, a predicted model, not a curated record